AUGAUCAUGGUAUUCUUCGCCAAGUAUUUGGUCAAACUUGCACGGGAAACACCACCUGAUGAUGAUCCUCAAGGGGACAGAGACAGUUACGAACAUAUCUACCACACCUUCAUGAAUCAAGUCUUAUCUUUUGUUGGAGUGGGGGUUAACCCCUAUAACUUCAUACUGGAGAUCGUACACAGCAGACUCGGGUUGCAAUGCGACAUUGUUAAUGAAACGGCAAGAAAUCCCCUAAGUGGAGAGUUACUGACAGACAAGGGGGUGAUCUUCGACAGCCGCGUCGACCGGGCCAUGAUUGAUGUGGGCGUGGAACUACGAAAGAGAUAUCCUAAACUGUUGUUUUCGUCUUGGUUAUAUCCGCAGCGCCACCUCGUCGUUGCCGAUGACCCGGCUGCGGAAAUCGCUGCUCGCACAUGGAUUGAUCAGAGGUCGGGUCUGGAUCGAAGUCAGCUAAUGCAUAUGACUUACAACGAGUGGCAGCACCAGGAGACGUCGCCGCCGCCAUCAGAAUUCUCAAUAAACAAGACUUCAUGCCGAACAAGUUUGGACACCCUACGACGCCAGGAGCUAGCGGCAAGAAACGAGACAGAGAGAACGAUAGAGUUGCACACAAGGAUCAAGUCGUGGUUGGAAGCCAUCCUGUCGCCCAAGCCCAUAUUCAACCUUGAUGACGGGAAUCAAUACAGUGUUGACGAACACCGGCACAGCGCAGAGGACAAAACCAAGCAAGGGACAAUUCACAUUUGUGGCAAAAGCUACAGAUUCGAAAACGUGGUAGAUAGGAAACAAGCACUCUCUAGCAUGGCCGCUUACGAAGCCGCCGCAAAGGGAGACGAGCAGAUAGUCAGGAAUCUUCUUGCCAUUGGUACCAAUAUCGACGCUCCCAUGGAAUUCUUGGGCACCCCGCUAGCAGCAUGUGUAAACGGCCGCGGCACAGUCGUGAAGCUACUGCUAGACGCAGGCGACGACCUUAAUAUGGGAGGAUUCAUUGGCACCCCCUUGGAACUCGCGGCUGGGGCCAAGCAUCGAGAUGUUGUUGAAAUGCUGCUCACCGUAUUGGAACAGAAGCAAACCUAUUUCGAGAAACUAUAA
Molecule: messenger RNA, 1092 nt
Organism: Trichoderma virens Gv29-8
Lineage: Eukaryota; Fungi; Ascomycota; Sordariomycetes; Hypocreales; Hypocreaceae
Exons: 3
Coding region: 1-1092 (363 amino acids)
Molecular function (GO): protein binding
Source: RefSeq, a predicted model, not a curated record